Messenger RNA from Ficedula albicollis (Collared flycatcher), 2459 nucleotides. It is a transcript of the gene DET1, whose product is annotated as de-etiolated homolog 1 (Arabidopsis). Bases 227 to 1882 code for a protein of 551 amino acids. Gene Ontology annotation, biological process: protein ubiquitination; positive regulation of proteasomal ubiquitin-dependent protein catabolic process. Gene Ontology annotation, molecular function: ubiquitin protein ligase binding; ubiquitin-like ligase-substrate adaptor activity. Gene Ontology annotation, cellular component: cullin-RING ubiquitin ligase complex; nucleus. The record is from RefSeq and is a predicted model, not a curated record. The transcript has 5 exons. Lineage: Eukaryota; Metazoa; Chordata; Aves; Passeriformes; Muscicapidae.
AUGGCAUGAAAGGGACCCGGCGCGGCCCCAGCGGUGCCUCCCACUGAGAUCUUUCUCCCAGUCCCUGAGUCCUCCGGUGUUAUUUUACCCGUCCCUCUGUACCUUUCAGCCAAUCCCUCAGUGCUGUGGGUCCGUGCGAGCCGGUUCCCCGUGCCCUGAGUUCCAGCCGGUGCCGGGGUGUGUGUGUGCCGUCCCUGCAGGAUGGAGAUGCAGUAGGGCUGUGACCAUGGAGCACGAGGCCCCCACGAUCCGGCCGCGGCGCAUCCAGAACCAGAACGUCAUCCACCGCCUGGAGCGGCGCCGCGUCAGCUCGGGCAGGGCCGGCACCCACUGGCACCAGGUGCGCGUCUUCCACCAGAACGUCUUCCCCAACUUCACCGUGGUCAACGUGGAGAAGCCGCCCUGCUUCCUACGCAAGUUCUCCCCCGACGGCCGCUACUUCAUCGCCUUCUCCUCCGACCAGACCUCGCUGGAGAUCUACGAGUACCAGGGCUGCCAGGCGGCCGAGGACCUCCUGCAGGGCUACGAGGGGGAGAUCCUGGCCAAUGGCAACGACCAGAGGGCCGUCAACAUCCGGGGGCGGCUCUUCGAGCGCUUCUUCGUGCUGCUGCACAUCACCAACGUGGCCUCCAACGGGGAGCACCUGAACCGCGAGUGCAGCCUGUUCACGGACGACUGCCGCUACGUGAUCGUGGGCUCGGCCGCCUACCUGCCCGAGGAGCCGCACCCGCCCUUCUUCGAGGUGUACCGCAACAGCGAGUCCGUCACCCCCAACCCCCGCUCCCCGCUGGAGGACUACUCGCUGCACAUCAUCGACCUGCACACGGGCCGCCUGUGUGACACGCGCACCUUCAAGUGCGACAAAGUCAUCCUGUCUCACAACCAGGGGCUGUACCUGUACAAGAACAUCCUGGCCAUUCUCUCUGUGCAGCAGCAGACCAUCCACGUGUUCCAGGUGACGCCCGAGGGGACGUUCAUCGACGUGCGCACCAUCGGCCGCUUCUGCUACGAGGACGAUCUGCUGACGCUGUCUGCGGUGUACCCCGAGGUGCAGCGGGACACCCAGACAGGAAUGGCCAACCCUUACAAAGAGCCCUUCAUCAACUCCCUGAAGCACAGGCUGCUGGUGUACCUGUGGAGAAGGGCCGAGCAGGAUGGAAGUGCUAUAGCAAAAAGAAGGUUCUUCCAGUACUUUGACCAGCUGAGGCAGCUCCGCAUGUGGAAGAUGCAGCUCUUGGACGAGAACCAUCUGUUUAUCAAAUACACGAGUGAGGACGUGGUCACGCUGCGGGUGACAGAUCCUUCCCAGCCCUCGUUCUUCGUCGUGUACAACAUGGUGACCACGGAGGUCAUCGCCGUGUUUGAGAACACAUCUGAUGAGCUGCUGGAGCUGUUUGAGAACUUCUGUGACCUCUUCAGGAAUGCCACCCUGCACAGUGAGGCUGUCCAGUUCCCCUGCUCGGCUUCCAGCAACAACUUUGCGAGGCAGAUCCAGCGCCGGUUCAAAGACACGAUAGUGAACGCCAAGUACGGAGGGCACACGGAGGCCGUGCGGCGGCUGCUGGGGCAGCUGCCCAUCAGCGCCCAGUCCUACAGCGGCAGCCCCUACCUCGACCUGUCCCUCUUCAGCUACGAUGACAAGUGGGUGUCAGUCAUGGAGCGCCCCAAGACCUGCGGUGAUCACCCCAUAAGAUUUUACGCUCGUGACUCUGGGCUGCUGAAGUUCGAGAUCCAGGCGGGGCUCCUGGGGCGCCCCAUCAAUCACACCGUGCGGCGCCUGGUCGCCUUCACCUUCCACCCCUUCGAGCCCUUCGCCAUCUCGGUGCAGCGCACCAACGCCGAGUAUGUGGUCAACUUCCACAUGAGGCACAGCUGCACCUAGGGGGGCUCGGGGCUGCUCUGCUUGGGCCUCUGCCACAGGUGCACCAAAGCCAGACACUCUGGGAAAGCAAACCAACACUCGUGGAGAGAAGCCUCACCUGGGAGCUCCUACCAGUGGCAUCUCGCAGGGCCCUCAGCCUCAGCUGUGGAAAGAUGAUCCACCCCAGUUAUGAGGGUGGAUGCUUCUUCUGACCCUGUUUGUACUGUGGAGAUCCCCAUGCAUUAAGUGCUGCUGUCCUUCCCUGUUCCUGUGGAUGAACCAAACGUAGCUGAGGUUCCUUUCCUGGUUUCCCAGAGGCAUGGCUGUUUUCUGUCCUGCUGUGGGUCUAUGGAUGGCAGAGAUGGAGCUUUACAUCACACUUGUGGAGCACUCCCUUCUGCACUGGUGCUCUCCUACCAUGCUGGACAAAUGGCCUGUUGCAGAGGGGAGGGAUGGGAGCCAUGGGGAGGGCUUGGAUACAGCUACCCCUGUUUGUAUCUUCAGAAUUGCUGGGGAAAUGAGAUCCUGCUCUCAUCCACACAAUCUGCUCAUGCCAUUUUAAUAUGCAAGAGGUCAGGAAAAAAAAAAAGUGUGAGAA